AUGGUGGAAAUACUUGAUAGUGAAGAUGAGGAACUUCAGAUUGCUUUGAUAGAGAGCAUUGGAAGCUCUGAAGCCACUGUAAAUCUACCAGAUAUUCAAACUGAUCUUGUCCCUGAAGACAAUCUGCAAAGUGUCCUUGAGGCAUUCCAGGUGGAAACAGUUGAUAAAGAAUCUGUAACAAAACUGCUGGUCAUGCGCAGUGAUGUUUUAAAUACUCCCUUGAAAGGCUUGAACAGAAAGAAAAUAAACUUCAAAUCAUCUCUCUAUAUCAAGUUUUCUGGAGAGAUGGGAGAAGAUCAGGGAGGUCCAAGGAGAGAGUUUUUUAGAUUAGCAAUGAAGGCCUUGCAGGACUCAGCGUUCUUUGAGGGACCAGAAAAUUCUAAAAUAUUUUCUCAUAACAUUUCAUUGUUGGAAAUGGACCAGUAUAAGACCAUAGGAAGAUUAGUGGCAUUGUCUCUGGUCCAGGGUGGGCCUGGCAUCCAUGUCCUUCACCCUGACCUGUACAACCUAAUGGUUGGCAGACCAUCAAAGAUGGAAGACCUUGAAGAACUGCUACCUGCAGCCACAUGUGAAAUGUUACAACAGUUGAGAGAUGCUGAUGAUGAGGAUAAGAAGGACCAGUUCCUCUCAAGAUAUGCUGAUCAUCUCUUAGAUCUUGGCAUUCCCAAAGUUUACCAUUUGGUGAGGCAUGAAAAAGCCAAUUUAAUUCACAUCAUCAAGAAGCAAUACAUUUACUACAGGUAG
Messenger RNA from Dreissena polymorpha, 744 nucleotides. RefSeq names its product G2/M phase-specific E3 ubiquitin-protein ligase-like. Lineage: Eukaryota; Metazoa; Mollusca; Bivalvia; Myida; Dreissenidae. Gene Ontology annotation, molecular function: ubiquitin-protein transferase activity. The coding region runs from base 1 to 744 and encodes 247 amino acids. The transcript has 4 exons. Gene Ontology annotation, biological process: proteasome-mediated ubiquitin-dependent protein catabolic process; positive regulation of protein catabolic process; protein polyubiquitination. Gene Ontology annotation, cellular component: nucleus. The record is from RefSeq and is a predicted model, not a curated record.